AUGACGUCCGUGCUCUUCUCCGCGCCCGUGGCGCCAGUCGCCAACAUGGACGCCGCGCAGCAGCAACAGACCUCAGCCGCCGCCGCCGCUGCGCCGUCGUCGCAGCAGCCGCGCAUGCUGGCGCAGUAUCAGGUGCUUCAGACGCUGGGCUCGGGGCUCCAGGGCAAGGUGAAGCUGGGCGUGGACACCGUGACGCACCAGCGCGUGGCGCUCAAGGUCAUCGACAUGGCCAAGCUGCACCGCAAGGCCAUGAUCAACGUGUACCGCGAGGUGGAGGCCAUGUCGCGCGUCUCGCACAGCAACGUGCUGCGGCUACUGUCCGUGCACGACGACGUGCCGUACCCGAAGAAGGACGGCAGCAGCAAGCAGGUGAUCGUCAUCGUGCUGGAGCUGGCCACGGGCGGAGAGCUCUUCGACUUCAUGAUGUACACGGGCUGCUUCUCGGAGAACAUCGCGCGCGCCUACUUCCAGCAGCUCGUGGCCGGGCUCGAGGCGUGCCACGCGCAGGGGGUGUACCACCGAGACAUCAAGCCGGAGAACCUGCUGCUCGACGAGGGCUUUGCGCUGAAGAUCGCAGACUUUGGCCUUUCGGGACUGAGAGAGGGGGCCGACGGCGCCGUCGCCGAGCUGUACACGCAGUGCGGCACCAGAGGAUACAUGAGCCCGGAGGUGCUGUCCUGCCUUCCGUACGAAGGAGAGCCCGCCGAUGUCUGGUCCGCGGGAGUGGUGCUAUUUAUCAUGCUGGCGGGGUUCCCGCCCUUCCAGAUCGCCACCAACCAGGACUGGUGGUUCAGAGCCUGCGCUGCCAAGCAGCACGAGGCAUUUUGGGCGGCGCACGCGCGCUCCGCCACCUUCUCGCCCGGCGCCAUGUCGCUCAUGACGCGCAUCUUCAACGUAAAGCCGCAGGAGCGUAUCACACUCGCAGAGAUCAAGACACAUCCCUGGUUCAAGGAGAACGCUGUAUCAUCCGAGGAGCUGCGUGCAGAACUGCUCAGCCGCAAGCUGCAGGUGGAGGAUGAGAAGCGCAAGGAGCGCGAGGAGAAGCUGCGCGCUGCCGCUAAGCAGCGUCUGCAGCAACAAGACGAGGAGUUCGACCCGUUCAACAUGGAUGUCGAGCGAUCAAUGGCGAUUCCGACUGCAGCGGCGCCCGCAACGGCAGAGGUAAGUUCGAAGAAGGCACCGUCGUACCCGGCCGCCAGCGUGGCGCUCUAUACCAGCUUCCAGUCGAGCCGGACGGCCACAGAGUUGCAGACGCGCGUGGAGAAGGCGCUGACGGAGCACUCGGCGCGCUUUGUGGCGCACAAGGACCGCUUCAAAACCAAGGCCACGAUGACUGCGGAUGCUGAGGACGUGGGCUUUGCUGUGCGCAUCUACUCACUAGACAAUGUAAGGAGCCCCUGCGAGGACGACCGGCGGCAGCCUGAGCACGUCGUUGCUGCGAGCGAGCGGAGGAGGAGGGUCCGUGACCGCAACUAG
This is a messenger RNA of Phytophthora sojae, 1476 nucleotides long. RefSeq lists its product as hypothetical. The transcript has a single exon. Bases 1 to 1476 code for a protein of 491 amino acids. Gene Ontology annotation, molecular function: protein kinase activity; ATP binding. The record is from RefSeq and is a predicted model, not a curated record. Gene Ontology annotation, biological process: protein phosphorylation. Lineage: Eukaryota; Oomycota; Peronosporomycetes; Peronosporales; Peronosporaceae.